CCCCGGCCCGCACCCCCGCCGCGCAACUCGCGGGCAGUUUUGGGGGGUCUCCGGGCGGCCGCGGUCCCUCUGCCAUUGUGGUCUUCCUUGUUUACCUCGGACUCGGGCUGAGACGUACAAAACAUCAGUCUUGAACUUCACUUCAGGAACCCGGGCUGCAAAGGAAAUCUCCUUUGUUUUUGUUAUUUAUAUGCUAUCAAGUUUUGAAGUGCUCUGGCAGGUGAUCCGUAGACAGUGACUGAGUAUGGAUCAUUUGAACGAGGCAACUCAGGGGAAAGAGCAUUCAGAAAUGUCGAACAAUGUGAGCGAUCCAAAGGGUCCACCAGCCAAGAUUGCCCGCCUGGAGCAGAACGGGAGCCCACUGGGAAGAGGAAGGCUUGGGAGCACGGGUGCAAAGAUGCAGGGCGUGCCUCUGAAACACUCUGGCCAUCUGAUGAAAACCAACCUUAGGAAAGGAACCAUGCUACCAGUUUUCUGCGUGGUGGAGCAUUAUGAGAACGCUAUUGAGUACGAUUGUAAGGAAGAGCAUGCGGAAUUCGUGUUGGUGAGGAAGGACAUGCUUUUCAACCAGCUGAUAGAAAUGGCACUGCUGUCCCUGGGCUAUUCGCACAGCUCUGCUGCCCAGGCCAAAGGGCUCAUCCAGGUUGGGAAGUGGAAUCCAGUUCCUCUGUCAUAUGUGACUGAUGCCCCUGAUGCCACUGUAGCAGAUAUGCUUCAAGAUGUAUAUCACGUGGUCACGUUGAAAAUCCAGUUACACAGUUGCCCCAAACUAGAAGACUUGCCUCCCGAACAAUGGUCGCACACCACAGUAAGGAACGCUCUGAAGGACUUACUGAAAGAUAUGAAUCAGAGUUCACUGGCCAAGGAGUGCCCGCUUUCACAGAGUAUGAUCUCCUCCAUUGUGAACAGCACAUACUAUGCAAAUGUCUCAGCGGCUAAAUGUCAAGAGUUUGGAAGGUGGUACAAACAUUUCAAGAAGACAAAAGAUAUGAUGGUUGAGAUGGACAGUCUGUCUGAACUAUCCCAGCAAGGAACCAACCACGUCAAUUUUGGCCAGCAGCCCGUCCCAGGGAACACAGCCGAGCAGCCUCCGUCCCCUGCGCAGCUCUCCCACGGUAGCCAGCCCUCCGUCCGGACCCCUCUUCCAAACCUGCACCCCGGGCUUGUGUCGACGCCUAUCAGUCCUCAGCUGGUCAACCAGCAGCUAGUGAUGGCCCAGCUGCUGAACCAGCAGUAUGCAGUGAACAGACUCUUAGCCCAGCAGUCCUUAAACCAACAAUACUUGAACCACCCUCCCCCUGUCAGUAGGUCUAUGAAUAAGCCUUUGGAGCAACAGGUAUCGACAAACACAGAGGUGUCUUCCGAAAUCUACCAGUGGGUACGGGAUGAACUGAAACGAGCAGGAAUCUCCCAGGCAGUGUUUGCACGUGUGGCUUUUAACAGAACUCAGGGCUUGCUUUCAGAAAUCCUCCGGAAAGAAGAAGACCCCAAGACUGCUUCCCAGUCCCUGCUGGUAAACCUUCGGGCCAUGCAGAAUUUCCUGCAGUUACCAGAAGCAGAAAGGGACCGGAUAUACCAGGACGAGAGGGAGCGGAGCUUGAACGCAGCCUCGGCCAUGGGCCCUGCCCCGCUGCUGAGCACCCCGCCCAGCCGCCCCCCCCAGGUGAAAACAGCCACUAUAACCACUGAGAGGAAUGGGAAACCGGAGAACAAUACCAUGAGCAUUAAUGCCUCCAUUUAUGAUGAGAUUCAGCAGGAAAUGAAGCGUGCUAAAGUGUCCCAAGCACUGUUUGCAAAGGUGGCAGCGACCAAAAGCCAGGGAUGGCUGUGUGAGCUGUUACGCUGGAAAGAGGACCCUUCUCCAGAAAACAGAACCCUGUGGGAGAACCUGUCCAUGAUCCGAAGGUUCCUCAGUCUCCCUCAGCCCGAGCGUGAUGCCAUUUACGAGCAAGAGAGCAACGCAGUGCAUCACCAUGGCGACAGGCCGCCCCACAUCAUCCACGUUCCAGCAGAACAGAUUCAGAGCCCCUCUCCCAGCACCCUUGGGAAAGGAGAGUCUAGAGGCGCUUUCUUGCCAGGCCUGCUGACCCCCGCACCAUGGCCCAGUGCUGCUCCUCAGCAGCAGCAGCAGCAGCAGCAACAGCAGCAGCAGCAGCAGCAGCCUCCGCCACCGCCGCAGCCUCAGCCGCAGCCCCAGGCAGGCCCCAGGCUACCCCCUCGGCAGCCCACCGUGGCCUCGCCCGCCGAGUCAGAUGAGGAGAGCCGGCAGAAGACCAGGCCACGAACCAAAAUUUCCGUGGAAGCCUUGGGAAUCCUCCAGAGCUUCAUCCAAGACGUGGGCUUAUACCCGGACGAGGAGGCCAUCCAGACUCUGUCCGCGCAGCUGGACCUCCCCAAGUACACCAUCAUCAAGUUCUUCCAGAACCAGAGGUACUAUCUCAAGCACCACGGCAAGCUGAAGGACAACUCCGGCUUGGAGGUGGAUGUAGCCGAAUAUAAAGAGGAGGAGUUGCUCAAGGAUCUGGAGGAGAGCGUCCAGGAUAAGAACGCCAACACCCUUUUUUCCGUAAAACUAGAAGAAGAGCUUGCGGUGGAAGGGGACACGGACAUUAGUGCCGACCUGAAGGACUGAGAGGACUAUUUUCUUUCAACUGUGCUACUGACAUUUACUAACAAAGUGAAAAAGUCCACCUUGUGUUCACUCAGAAAAUCCUUGUUCAUUGCGUGGCCAAUGAAUCUUCAGAAACUUGCACAAACCGGAAAGAUGGAACGGGUAGGACAGACCCUACUGAUGCUCUUACUCUGUUUUACAAACUGCUUGGCAGUCCCAGGUGAAACAUCAAGGAUUGUUUGGUGGUAGAGUUUGUGUUCAAGGGAUGCCCCGAGGUGUGCACCCUCUAAGCAUGAUACCAGAGGUUUUUUUUAUUAUUAUUAUUACUACUCUGGAGCCUCCAACAAGCAUUAUAAUUUCAGUGAUUAUGAUUGCCUUUCCUUUAAUUAUUUCUGUAACACUCCACACUGAUCUUUGGAAACUCGCCCUUAUUUUAAAAAGAAAAAGGAAAAAAAAAGAAGAGUUUGUUACUCGAUGUGUGUUACAAAAGAACUGUAGACUGUGGUUUGCAGUUUAAAGAUGACAUAUACCAACAGAUGCCUUGCGUCACAUGGCACUGCCGUAAUUAAAAUUUGUUUUUAUUUUGGAAAUAAAAGUUCACUGUAAUUUUUUUUCAUUCUCAUUGUUACAUGAUUUUGUUGUUGUUUAAAGAAAAAAGGAAAGAAAAUGUGAAACACAAUUUAGUCCUUGUUAUUUAUUUGUAGACCCUGCAGCGUCAUGUUGUACUUAAUUUUUUGGAAGUUUCCGUUAAAUGUAAUAUUGCUUCUCUUGUUACCCAUACCGAUUUCUUUUCUAUUUAUAAGUGUAUUUUGAUGGGCAGUAAAACAAAGUGUCUUAAAAGUUUUAAAUAGAGAAAAUGUGCUUUACACAAUUGCCUAUAAAAAGUGCUCUAUGUUAUCCAAGCAAUUCAUCCUAUAAGCUCCGCCCUCUCGUUGUUGUAUGCAAUUUUUACUAUCAUGCAAAUAAGCUUAGGUAAAUCAAACUAAUAGAUCACCUUAGAAAAUUAUGCAAUUAAUGUGAAAAUAAUUGAUGUUUGCAAUGUGUCUUCCUUUGGUUUACAAUCAAUUGUAAAGCGACAUCUGUAUAAAAUUUCUGUAUAAAGGUGUAUUUCUUUUUUAUGAGUUUAUGACUAUGAAAACACCGGCUAUUUUGUUACAGCUGGCUGUUUUUAUAAGUGUAUCACAGUUUUCUUUAUGCAGAAAUGUUCUGAUUAGGAGUGGUUAUUGACUGUAACUACACAAUUAAAAUUGUUUGUAUGGUAUGA
Molecule: messenger RNA, 3875 nt
Organism: Nannospalax galili (Upper Galilee mountains blind mole rat)
Lineage: Eukaryota; Metazoa; Chordata; Mammalia; Rodentia; Spalacidae
Gene: Satb1
Product: SATB homeobox 1
Exons: 13
Coding region: 245-2632 (795 amino acids)
Biological process (GO): regulation of transcription by RNA polymerase II; chromatin remodeling
Molecular function (GO): DNA-binding transcription factor activity, RNA polymerase II-specific; RNA polymerase II cis-regulatory region sequence-specific DNA binding
Source: RefSeq, a predicted model, not a curated record